Fragaria vesca subsp. vesca is the source of this 1542-nucleotide messenger RNA. RefSeq lists its product as uncharacterized. The record is from RefSeq and is a predicted model, not a curated record. The transcript is spliced from 4 exons. The coding region runs from base 1 to 1542 and encodes 513 amino acids. Lineage: Eukaryota; Viridiplantae; Streptophyta; Magnoliopsida; Rosales; Rosaceae.
AUGAAGAAGUACAAUUGGGCCAAAGGAGUUAGGGAUUACUUACUAUCGUGCUUGACUACUUCAGAGGAUGGGAGGGCUCACACUAGUAGUGGAUGUUACUGGAUUUGCGAAAGAAGCACCAUGCUUUGUGAAAUUGAUGGGAGAUGUGGGAUGACUUCGUGCUGUGUAAAGUGGAGUCUCCCUGCUUUCACAACGGUGUUUAAAAAAAUGCAAGUCCAUCAAAUUGAUGUUGAUAAUGUAGUUGGUGACGAUGACUUUGAGAACCCUCCACCGAAGAAUGGUGCUACUACGCAUGAUGAGGUGGGAAAGAAGAAAGCAGCGAGGAAGAACUUGAAGAAGGGUGCUACUGCACAAGUUGAAGAGGGUGUUUUUGUGGUGGCUGAGAAGGGUGGUCCUGCAGAAUCAGAAGAAGCUGCUCCUAUAGUGACUAAGAAGGGUGCUACUGCACAAGCCGAAGAGGGUGCUUCUAUGGUGGCUGAGAAAGGUGAUCCUACAGAAUCUGAAGAGGAUGCUCAUGUGGUGUCUGAGAAGGGAGAUGGUGCGCAAACCAAAGAGGGUGCUAGUGUACAACUUGAAGAAGGUGCUACUGCACAAGCCGAAAAGGGUACUCCUGUGGUGGCUAAGAAGGGUGCUAUUGCACAAGCCGUAGAGGGUUCUAGUGGACAAGCCGAAGAGGGUGCUACUUCAGAAGCCGAAGAGGAUACUCGUGAAGGCCUUGAAUCAUUCGACAUGACAUUACAUAGUUGGCUGGAAGGGAAUGAAAAAGCUGCUGUUGUGGACGAUGAAGGUGAAACAUAUGAAGAAGCAACAGCAAACACAGAAGAGAUUUUGAAGAAGUUUUUCAAUAAAGAUAAGGAUGCGGAUCAAGGAGGAGGACAUGAAGAGUUUGCAAGUGAGAAAAUGUAUGAUCCGGAGGACUUCAGGUUGUAUGAAGAGUUUGUUGAAAAGGAGUUUAGGGAAUUUCCAAAAGCAACUAGUGAUGAGGAGUUGGAAUACUGGCAAGGUUUGGCCAAAGUAAGGGGAGAAAUGGUGGCGAGUGCAAUCUAUAGCUACAAAUCAAAGAAUGACUCCUAUGUGAUGCUUUGGGAUGAAAGAGAAGAAUUGAAGAGAAAUAACAAAAAGUUGAAGAAAAAACUGGAGCAGAAAAAUGAUUACAUAAAAAAGUUGGAAUACAAGUAUAAAUUGUUGUUGCUAGGACAAAAGGGAGAAACGAGUGAGGUUGGUGUUACAACUCAGAUUGAAGGAGGUUCAGAUGGAAAUGAUGUAGAAGGUUUAGGAGCGGAAAAGGUUGCUACUGCAGAGGGAGAAGAAGGUUUAGCUGAAAAUGUUGCUACUGUAGGGGAAGAAGAAGGUUUAGCUAGAAAUGUAGAAGGUGCAGGGGAAGAAGGUUGUUCAGAUGUAGGAGGUGCAGCUGAAAGAGAAGGACCGAGGACACGUUCAGUUGUAAGAAGGAUCAAAGCAAGAACCGACCGGAAAGAGAAGAAGAUGGAAGAUUUUGAGGUCCAGAUUCCCUUAAAGAGACAAAGGAAGAAGCGUGAUUGA